Molecule: messenger RNA, 951 nt
Organism: Thelazia callipaeda (thelaziosis nematode)
Lineage: Eukaryota; Metazoa; Nematoda; Chromadorea; Rhabditida; Thelaziidae
Source: the annotation of a GenBank genome assembly
AUGACUGAAAAGGUAACAAGCUCUAUUCAAUUUACACGCGAAACGAUGCCUGGUGCGCAAUAUUAUGAUGGUAAAAUGUUAAAAAUACCAAUAACAGAAGAAGCAGGAAUUCAGCUGUAUAAACGAUGGUUUAUGCAAGGAAUCAGCAGUAUUAUGUCAUCCAUUGCUAGUCAACAUAUGAGUAAAUUAAACGAAUAUGAACGGAAUCGAGUUCAGAAAUGUUCACAAGCAGCUGAAAAUAUUAAUGAACAAGCAAGAUGUGUUAUUCGUGUUAUAGAUUUCAAGCCUAAGCAAAUGAACUUCACAAAAAUGUCUCGUAUUCAGAAACUAAAAGAACAUUUGGAUAUGAAGUAUAAAAAAGUAAAUGGUGCUUCUGUUCAAUCUUCUUCACGUCAUCGACUUGUUUACGUGAAGCCAAAAAUGAAUUCAGAAAAAAUAAUAUUUCGUACAAAACGGGAAGUUAUCAAUCGUCAGAAUUAUAAGUUACGUACAGAAUAUGAUCGUUUAACACCAUUUGGUAUUCUUGGCAAAUAUUUAACGAAGAUGACAAAAGCAAUUAAGAAUAAAGCACCACAUUCAUCUUGGAAAAAAACAAUGAAGGCAAUAGAAAUUAUGAAGCGAAAUAAAGAACAGAGGCAUCGUUUUUUUGAAAAUAUUGAAAAACGCUUGCUAUCUGAUGAACAAGUGAAAUAUUUCGAAUCAAAGUUAACUCCUGUAAAUGAAGAAAAGGAUUUUGUAGAAGAAUUCCAUGUACCGAAUCAUAUUAUUAAACGAUUGAGGAAAAAUAAUGAAAAUGCUCAAAAAACUCUCGAAAUUAUUAGACUUUUUCAACGAUCAAUAAAACUUGCAUUGAUUUUAAAUGGCGCAAAUGGCACUAAGCUAGCCAAUAAAACUUUCAUAUUUGGUUCACCACGUUUACUUUCCUUAGUACCAAAUGAUAUCCAAAACGAG